AUGCCGCCAAAGAAACGAGAGAACGAUGCGGAUACCUCCAGCGCUCCCGCAACAGCUCCUGUCAAACGUCAGAGAGUCUCAUUGGCAUGUGAUUCAUGUCGCACCGCAAGAGAGAAAUGUGAUGGUGCUCGUCCUCAUUGUGGAACUUGUACUGCACAAAACAGGCCAUGUUCUUAUACCCCUGCGUCACGGAAGAGAGGUGUUCAGACAGGAUACCUUCGGACAAUUGAGUUGUCACUUGCGUGGUUAUUUGAACAAGUUCCUGGCUGUGAGGGAGCUCUUCAUCAACUUCUUACACAGGAUGAUGGCGCAGAAGGGACUCGUAUCCUUGCGACGAAAGAUAAAGCCAAUCAUCGAUUAUAUCGACGAUGGAACAAGAGUCGAGUUCACAAGGAUAUUGGAAGAUUGUUGUCGGAUGAGAAGACACCACAGAAUGAGACGUCUGCCGAUGAUUCAGAGUCGGAAGAUAACACCCCGCCUGGUCUCAACCUGUUCGAUGGUAGACCAUCACCAGGAGUACCGAUUCAAGUCGCACCGACACUCCCGCCACAGCCCUUUGACAGAUCGCAACCUACCAAGCUGAUACUACCUACCAAUUGGAAACGACUGGUCGAUAUUUAUGUUUCUUACACACACUGCUGGCUACCAAUUGUUGAGCCCGCGGUUAUCACCCGGACAGCACUCACGUAUCCUCCGGACGGCAUCACCAUCGAAUCAGGUUCUGCCUCCGCGCUGCACGCUCAGCUUUGGGCUGUUUUCGCAGUGUCCGCAUAUCAGGAUGCGUCACACGAGAGAUCCCCCGACGACAUCCUGGCGACCGCUCGACGACUUGUACCCUCCGACGACGAAUCAAUUGAACUUGCGCAUGUCAGCUCCAUGCUUCUACAGUCACUAAUCCUGCUGGGCCAAAAGAGGACGAUGCCAGCAUGGAUAUUAAUAGGCCGCGCAUCGCGCCUCGCUCUAUACCACCAAACCACAUCAUCUCAUAUGUACCCAGUCAAACCGGGUGUCGAGGCUUCUUCACAUUACAACGAAGUCAAGAUUCUAUCAGCGAGCUUCAUUCUCGACUCUCUGGCGUCGCUUUGCCUCGGCCAACCUCAGGCGACUUCCGGCAUCCGGUAUACCCUCCCCUCUGUGACAGGAGAGCGGGAUUUAAACCAGCCAUGGACUUCUAUCUCGGGUUUUGGAAAGGCAUCUGAAGAUUCACAAUUGCCGGACUCUGCAUCACCACUUCCAACGUUUCAGCAAUUAUCCGCUUUCUGUAGACUUUGGGUUGCCAGCGCGGAGCAAAGGUUACAUGGCAACGCCCAGAUCACCCCUGACGACCUCGUCAAAAGCCUCGACUCUCGUUUUUCCUUUUGCAAUUCGUUGAUCUUUGGUGGAUCCACGCCAAGAGUGCCUUCGGCAUAUCUACUCCAAGGAAUGUUCCUGGCGAUAACCCUUGACUUGGUGCCUGGCCAUCGACCAUCUCUAUUGUCCAACUUUAUAGAGGUCGUCGAAUCGUGCGUGGAAAACUUUGGUCCUGGCGGAACACCACCAAUCGUGACCAUUUUGAUGGAAAUAGUUCAACACCACGGACAUGCGUCGCGAAUGCAAGAACAAGACCUAACAAAGUGGAACACGACGAUACAAACGCUGACAAACACGUGGAACCCGAAAGGUGGAAUGGACGCAUCUAAAAACAACCAAAACACACCCAGUUCAGUGGAUCUUGCCAAUCGUCCAGGCGUUAGCCCAUUAUUUAUGGAUGAUCCAUCAACCGCCUCUCAUCCAGGACAUCAUCCAGUCCCCAUCACAUCCGGGGAGCUGGAACAUGAGUUGGGUCGUAUGCAGCAGAGGCAAAAAGAACAACAAGCAUUGUCAUUUGACAGACAACGAUAUCCCGAUCGCAGUCCAGCUUCGCAACCAUUAUACACACUCACACCGAAUCUCACAUUCCACACUCUACAAACUUCACAUGUCAACGGACAAAUAGGGUCGCUACCACCCGAGUCAAACAUGGCGAGCCAAUUACUGGAUUACGAUGCUAUUCUGGAUGAACUUGGAUCUAUAGACUGCGCAGAUGGUAUCGAUGUUGAUUCGCAGUUCAUGACGAAUUUAGGUUUCGCGCCUGGAUGCGAUCUGGGGGAGAUGUUUCAAGGGGACUUUGGAAGAUGA
Messenger RNA from Fusarium coffeatum, 2157 nucleotides. RefSeq lists its product as uncharacterized. The transcript has a single exon. Bases 1 to 2157 code for a protein of 718 amino acids. Lineage: Eukaryota; Fungi; Ascomycota; Sordariomycetes; Hypocreales; Nectriaceae. Gene Ontology annotation, molecular function: zinc ion binding; DNA-binding transcription factor activity, RNA polymerase II-specific. The record is from RefSeq and is a predicted model, not a curated record. Gene Ontology annotation, biological process: positive regulation of transcription by RNA polymerase II.